Durio zibethinus is the source of this 1683-nucleotide messenger RNA. RefSeq names its product putative transcription factor At5g61620. Gene Ontology annotation, molecular function: DNA binding. NCBI's taxonomy places the organism in Eukaryota, Viridiplantae, Streptophyta, Magnoliopsida, Malvales, Malvaceae. The record is from RefSeq and is a predicted model, not a curated record. Gene Ontology annotation, biological process: response to ethylene; response to gibberellin.
UCCAAAAGCUUGAAACCCAAGUCAUCUUUGACUGUUUUAUACAGAAAAUCAAGUUUGCCACGUUCAGGAUUUUGGCAGCUAUAAAUGCUUGUAGGAGAGCUUGGUAAUUGGUUAACUUAUAGAGAAAAAACAAGGGUUUUCUUCACUUUUCAAUAUUAUAUAAUUGUUAUAAACCAAAUAUAAGUUUUUGUGCCCCCCUGGAGAGAAAAUAUUAAGGAGAUUAUGGUGAAAGAAGCAGGGAGAAAGUGUUCUUAUUGUGGAUAUAAUGGCCAUAAUUCAAGAACUUGUAAUGGGAAAGGAGGUUGUAUCAAGAUUUUUGGUGUGAAUAUAGCUGCCAUGGAAAAGCAAGAAAUUUUCAUGAAGAAAAGUCAUAGCAUGGGAAAUCUGCAGUCUCAUGCUGAAAAUAACAAUGCUGCUGCUGUCCAUGAUGAUGGGUAUUUAUCUGAUGGGCAGAUUCAUUCCAAGAAAAACAAAGCAGCCCAUGAAAGAAAAAGAGGGAAGCCUUGGACCGAAGAGGAGCAUAGAAUCUUCUUGACAGGUUUGAGAAAGCUGGGGAAAGGUAAUUGGAGAGGAAUUUCAAAGAAUUUUGUGACCAAUAGGACCCCAACACAAGUUGCUAGCCAUGCACAAAAAUAUUUUCUGAGGCAGGCUGGGACUGACAAGAAGAAACGCAGACCAAGCCUAUUUGACCUGGCUUUUCAAGAAUCCGAAUCUAAAGCAAGUCCGCCCGGUUCUCCCUCCGAAGAAACUACUAGAAAUUCAUCUCAGAUUGUGAACCGAUUUCCACAUCUUUGCUUGGAUGAUCGUCCAGUCACGUCACUGACUGCAUCUCAUAGUUUUCCAACUUAUUAUCACGGAACUCAGCCCAUGACAGGAGCACCCAAUAGACAAUGCUUUCCAGAAGCUCAAAUGAUACCAUCUCUACCAUUUCUGCAUGCAAUGAAUGAUGCAGGGCCGCCUUAUGGUUACAUGGCUAAAGCCCUUGGCAAUGUAGCUAUCUGCGCACCAGCUGCUCACCCCUGUGGUAUACCUUUGCCAGGGUUAGUUCAGCACAGAAUGUUUCGAGCAUGCCCUGGUGCUUCAUCAAUGGAGAAGGAUAUUUUGGAGCUUAAGAUCGGGCCUCCUCAAUCAUCAAAAAAUACAAGUCUGACAUCUCAGGCAUCCAUUAGGGUGAUCUGAGAAAAAAUGUCAUGUGAUGUUUAUUUAUUAAUUUUUUGCACAAACAUGACCAGAUUUAGAACUCAAGUCAGUCUAUUUAUUUCAUCCAUAAUCUUCAGAGCUACAGUUCAAAUGUCCAGUUUGAAACAACUCUUCCAGCUCUGCCAGAAAAACAAGUGCCUCUUGCGUCGGCUAUUCAAGAUUUAAAGAAUUUGAUAAUAAACAUGAUUUCAGCUUUUGCGAGACUGAGAUUUGCAGGACCAAUCAUCUUAACCCAUUUUUAGCACCAAAAUAUAAAAUAAAAUUGAAAAAACUGUCAUGAUAUUACUAUGAUUUAAAUUUUACGUGUUUUUCUUUCAUUGCUUGAUGCUGGAACAUAGAAGCCUGGGCAACCAUUCAUCCACACUAUGGUUCAAAACUUCAAAAUAUGGCUUCCAUGGAAAAAUCGAAAAUGAGGAAAUAUGACAUUACUACUAUCAAGCAACACAAUUUGUACAGGCGGUUAAUAAUAAACUGUAAAAAGAA